Cuscuta europaea is the source of this 3194-nucleotide messenger RNA. NCBI's taxonomy places the organism in Eukaryota, Viridiplantae, Streptophyta, Magnoliopsida, Solanales, Convolvulaceae. The record is from the annotation of a GenBank genome assembly.
CAAAAACAAGGAAAGAGAAUGAAUUAGGUAAAAAAAUAUAGAUCAGAGAAAUUAGUGGUAGCAACCAAGUAUGGAUCGCCGGUCUUCGUCUUUGAAAAAACAACUACCGAGGGCGAUCACCGCCAUUGAUGCGGAUGACGAGCACCUGCCAAUACUAUUGGGCAAUCACCGCCGUCACGACGCAUCACCUUCCUCCUCCAAUGAGAGCUCUCCAAUCAUGAGGCCCUCAUCGUCCCCCAUUCACCCCCACGACGGCAGAGGGGAGGUCAUCGUCAAGAUUGACGGAGAUCACAGCGGCGAGAUGCGUAACCAGGCAUGGUCCGGCGACAGCGGCGGCGAUGAUUUCGAAUUCCAGCACAACCCCACCAAGGAUGUGGCGGUCGAUCCGCCGUCGAGGCUCAUAGGACAAUUCCUUAAUAAACAGAGGGAGGCCGGCGUCGAGAUGUGCCUUGACAUGGACAUGGACAUGGAUGAGCUGAGUCAUCACCACCGUCACACCACCGGUGCAUGUGCAUGUCCGGCCAAUUUCCCGUCGUCUUCACCGGAAUCUUCCUUCUACGUCAACCGUUAUAACAGCAACCGGAUCCCGGCUUCUAAAGAAUUAAAAGUCCAAUUCAUGGACGAGCAGUCAGGGGAUUCCACGCCUCCCAGCAGAGCGGUAGACAUUGAGUCUGAUCAUCACCGCCACCGCCACCACAAUUCCAUAUCGUCCACCCGCUUAUCCUCAAGUGACGACGAAGACGAUGAGAUGAUGGAACAACAUCAGCCACAACACAGUCGGAGGAGGACCUCCGACAGCAAGACGUUUAGCUUCAACAACAAUAACAAUAACAUAGUCGAAAGCGGCCCCGAAGGCGGGGGAGAUGGACACGUCGUGAAAUGCACCUCAUUUCAGCGGAGAGGUAGUUUCAUGGGUGGGAGAAUCAUAAAUAAAACAAAGUCAAGGCUAAUGGACGACAUGGUUGUCGUCCCGGACGUAGUGGUGACCGAGAAGAAGUCGGGGAGGUUAUUCGGGAAGUCUCAAAUAAUGCGCUCAUCCGGACUCAUGAUGGGAAAGUCGCUAGAAGAGGAAGACGAUGACCCUCUUCUGGACGACUUCGACAUCCCAGACGAACUAAAGAGGUCAAAAAUAGACGCGUUAACCCUAGCGCAAUGGAUUAGCCUUAUCAUCAUCGUGUCGUCGUUGAUUUGCACACUCGCCUUCCCGAGACUAAAGAACUACCGCAUGCGGGGGUUGAGGCUAUGGAAGUGGCAAGUCCUUAUCCUCGUCCUCAUCUGCGGGAGGUUAGUCUCGGGAUGGGCAAUCAGAGUGGCUGUCUUCUUCAUAGAGAGGAACUUUCUAUUGAGAAAAAGACUCUUGUAUUUCGUGUAUGGCGUAAGGAAGGCAGUCCAAAACUGUCUAUGGCUAGGUCUUGUCCUCAUUGCAUGGCACUCCAUGUUCGACAAGAAAGUAGAAGGCAACAAUGACUUCCUCCGGUCGGUCAACAAGAUCAUGGUAUGCAUGCUCAUAGGCAUCACUCUCUGGCUACUAAAGACACUAAUGGUCAAAGUCCUCGCCUCCUCCUUCCACGUCAGCAAAUUCUUUGACCGGAUCCAAGAAUCACUGUUCAACCAGUACCUAAUAGAAGCUCUGUCGGGCCCACCCCUGAAUGAGAUUCACUGUCACCAGGAGGAGGAGGACAAGGCCAUGGAGGAGGUGUGGAAGCUCCAGAACGCAGGGGCGAAGUUGCCGCCGGAGCUCAAAGCAAAUGCCCUUAAAGACUUGAAGAGCAACAGUAACAAAGUCUUGAUCGGCGACGGUGGUUGCGGAGGCGCAACGCCGACAAGGGUCUCCGGCGUCAUAUCUAGCUUCAGGGGUCCGGUGGCGGACGAAAAGCAUAACACCCACCAAGGGAUAACGAUUGAUUUUCUUCACAAGUUGAACCCAAAGAAUAUUUCGGCUUGGAGUAUGAAGAGGAUGGUGAAAAUGGUCCGGCAUGGGGUGCUCUCCACCCUAGAUGAGCAAAUACAGUGUACGGCUCAAAAUUAUGAAUCCAAUCAGAUCAGAAGUGAAUACGAGGCUAAAUUAGCUGCCCGGAAGAUAUUUCAUAAUGUUGCCAAACCUAAGUCCAAUUCCAUCUACUUGGAGGACCUGAGGCGGUUCUUGCGAGAAGAGGAGGCAGUGCAGGCCAUGAAUCUUUUGGGCGGGUCACAUGAAUGCAAAAGAAUUAGGAAAGCAGCCCUUAAAAACUGGGUGGUGAACGUGUUCAGAGAAAGAAGAGCACUUGCACUGACCCUAGACGACACAAAGACAGCGGUAAAAAAGCUGCACCAGAUGCUAACCGUGAUAGUGGGAGCCAUCAUCUUCCUCAUCAGCCUUGUAAUUCUAGGGUUCGUGACUGGUAGAGGGCUGAUGUACAUAAGCUCUCAGGUGGUGAUCGUCGCAUUCAUUUUCGGGAACUCAUGCAAGACGGUUUUCGAAGCGAUCAUAUUCCUGUUCGUGAUGCACCCCUUUGACGUCGGAGACCGGUGCGAGGUGGACGGAGUUGAGAUGGUGGUGGAGGAGAUGAACAUCUUGACGACGGUGUUUCUCAGGUACGACAACCUGAAGGUACAUUUCCCGAACAGCACACUGGCGAUGCGGCCGAUCGGGAACUUCUACCGGAGCCCGGACAUGGGCGACUCGGUUGACUUCUUGGUCCACGUAGCGACGCCCAUGGAUAAGAUUCGGGUGAUGAACCAACGGAUAGUGAGCUACGUUGAGAGCAAGAAGGAUCACUGGUAUUCGGGUCCCAUGGUGGUGCUGAUGAACAUUGAGGACAUUAGCAAGUUGAAAAUGUCGGUGUGGCUUAGACACAGGAUGAACUUUCAAGACAUGGGGGAGAGGUGGUUGCGCAGGGCUCAACUGGUUGAUGAGAUGGUCAAACUGUUUAAGGAAUUGGACAUUGACUACCGGCUCUAUCCGGUGGACAUUAACGUCCGGGCUAUGCCUACCAUUCAGUCCACCCGACUUCCACCAAAGUGGCAGCCUCCAUCGCCCCAUUCUGAUCCAUCGCUUUAAUUUGACAAUACAUGUAUAUUAUUUUUUUAAUUAUUGCUGUAUUUAUUAGGGAGUUUCAAUAUGAUAAUUUUUCAUGUAAACUGUAACUUUUACGUUAUACUAGUAGAUACUAUAUUUCAUUUCACGUAGUAAUGCAAUUGCAAUGAUUAAUAAA